CUUUUAACAUAUUAACAUACGCCAUUCUCCCUCUCUUUCAAAAAAUCAGAUAGAUAAAUUUUUUUUUGUGUAUUGGAUAACUCAACAUGGGGAGGAUGGUUCUUAUAGCUGCAGCAAUGAUUCUGUUUGUGACCCUUCAAGUUUUACAACCUCCAUUAAUGGUUUCUGCUGCUACCAAAGGAAAGAUGGUAACUGUUUUGAGUAUCGAUGGAGGUGGUAUUAGAGGCAUUAUUCCUGGCACCCUUCUAGCUUUCCUUGAAUCCAAACUUCAGGAACUUGAUGGACCAAAUGCAAGAGUUGCAGAUUAUUUUGAUGUAGUAGCAGGAACAAGCACAGGUGGAUUAGUAACAACUAUGCUUACUGCUCCUAACAAGGAUAAUCGCCCUUUAUAUCAAGCAAAAGAAAUUUCCAGUUUCUACAUGCAGCAUGGCCCUCAAAUUUUUCCUCAAAGCAGGCGUAACAGCUUCUUGAGAAGAGUCACAAAUUUGUUUGGGGGACCAAAGUAUGAUGGCAAGUACUUGAGAACAAUUAUUACUUCAAUAUUAGGCAAUCUUACUAUGAAGCAAACGUUGACUAAUACAGUCAUACCAACUUUUGAUAUCAAACGCCUUCAACCAAUUAUCUUCAGUACUGCUGAUGCAAAAGCAAAUAUGUCUAAGAAUGCUCAAUUGUCAGACGUUUGCCUCAGUACCUCGGCCGCACCUACUUAUUUCCCAGUGCACUAUUUUGAGACUAAGGAUGCUCAAGGGAAAACACGUACAUUUAAUCUGGUCGAUGGAGGCGUAGCUGCAAAUAAUCCAACCUUAAUGGCAAUAACACACGUGUCAAAACAAAUCAUGAGGGGCAACUUUCAGUAUGAGGAUAUGGAGAAUGUGGACUGCAAGAAAAUGUUGGUUUUGUCAUUGGGAACGGGUAUAGGCAAGCACGAAGAGAAGUACAACGCUACAGUGGCUUCCAGGUGGGGGAUGCUAGGCUGGGUGUUCAACAAUGGUGCCACCCCUUUGAUAGAUAUUUUUGGUGAUGCUAGUGCUGAUAUGGUAGAUAUACAUGUUUCCACCAUGUUUCAGACCUUUGGCAGUGAGAAGAAUUACGUCAGAAUUCAGGACGACAAUUUGGUCGGGGAGGCUGCAUCUAUGGAUAUUGCAACCAGAGAAAACAUGGAGACACUUGUACAAAUUGGUAAUGGUCUAUUGAAGAAGCCAAUUUCAAGGGUCAACUUAGAAACAGGGCGAUACGAACCAGUUGUUGGGGAAGGCACCAACGAAGCUGCUAUGGUCCGUUUUGCCCAGUUGCUUUCAGAGGAAAGGAAGCUCCGAAUAGCCAACUAACAAGUGCACUUCACAGAUCACCCUAACUGGUGAUAUACUACAAGAAUUUAUCACACAAUUUUUUGGAUGAUUAGAAGAUUAAUUUUCAUUCUUUGACUUUCAAUAGUAAAAUAAACAUCCCCACGAGGAAAAUAAAAUUUA
Capsicum annuum is the source of this 1469-nucleotide messenger RNA. RefSeq names its product patatin-like protein 3. Lineage: Eukaryota; Viridiplantae; Streptophyta; Magnoliopsida; Solanales; Solanaceae. The record is from RefSeq and is marked provisional. Gene Ontology annotation, biological process: lipid metabolic process. Gene Ontology annotation, molecular function: glycerophospholipase activity; monoacylglycerol lipase activity.